This is a messenger RNA of Pseudoliparis swirei, 1783 nucleotides long. RefSeq lists its product as uncharacterized. The transcript is spliced from 3 exons. The coding region runs from base 327 to 710 and encodes 127 amino acids. The record is from RefSeq and is a predicted model, not a curated record. Lineage: Eukaryota; Metazoa; Chordata; Actinopteri; Perciformes; Liparidae.
UUGAAGGCGCCACGUCGGCAGAACCAGCAGGGUGAAAAGAGAGCUGCGUAGCUCAGCCUGUAACCGACUGCGAGCGAGGAGAAGUUAGGAAGCAGCGGAUCCGUUCGGAGUUUAGUUCACUUUUUUUAAUGCGGUAACAGCGAACCCACGAAGAAGAACAAGGAGUCGAAGACGAAGACGAAGACGAAGACGAAGGCGGCAUUGGUAGUCGGAGCAGCAGGUCGGAGAACAGCGAUUUGAGGGCAGAGUUUGGUUCGCAGGCUGAAGCAGAAGCUGUCUCAAGUUUCCCUGCCAGGUGUGUGCGUGUGGCAGAAGCUCUGGGAACAAUGGUGAAGAACGUGAACAGCGUGGUCGUGGAGCCGCAGCCCGGCACCAGCAUGGCCCCGGACGAGGCCGAGCCCGUCGACGCCGAGCCCGCAGAGGACUCCGGGAAGGACCACGUGGUGGCCGCCCCCGGCAUUAUCUGGCGGGUGACCGGCGGCCUCUUCAACGUCACCAAGGGAGUGGUGGGCGCGGCGGUGGGCGGCGUGGUCUGGGUGGGCGGCAAGAGCCUGGCCAUCACCAAGUCGGCCGUGACCACGGUGCCCAUGAUGGGCGUGGGGCUCGUGAAGGGCGGCGUGGCCGCCGUGGCCGGAGGCGUCUCCUCGGUGGGCUCGACGGUCAUCAGCAAAGUCCCGUUCACGGCCAAGAGGAAAGACAAGGCUGAGUAAAGAGGACGACCACGACGACGACGACCACGAUGACGAAGAUGAUGAUGAUGAUGGACCAACCAGGAGAGGCUGCCAGCUGACCUCUCGUCUGCCAAUCAAACUCUACAGUGCCUUCUGACGCCUAUCCUCGGGUCUCGUCGCCAAUCGGGAGAUCCAGACUUUUGAUACAAACACACUACGUUCGCCACAAUACUCCGUUACCGCGGCAACCGAGAAUCACCAGAAACGCUUCACGAUAAGUUCGUCGUCCGGCUGCCGGGGCGGGAUUCACACGUCUGGAAGUGAACAUCCGGGCUCCGGGUAGGUCAUAUGAACCGGGAUGAAUAUUUUUAUCUGUUUACAAUCCAGACUGAGGCGCUCCGCUUUCUUCUUCUUCUUCUUCAGUCUUUAAUGCGUGUUUAGUGACAUGUUCCAGAGUUUAAAAUGCUGUUUUUUUUGUUUUCCAACGGUAUUGAAAUGUGUGCGACAAACAAGAAUAGGGGUUUUAAGGAAAAAUACAAACAUUCUUCAGUCUACUGACCUUCUUUAAACCUUUGGAUGAGCCCUGGGGCCUUCUUCUCUUCUUCUCUUCUCCUCUUCUUCUCGCCUCUUCUUCUCUUUCCACCCAGCAGCCUCGUAGGAGCACUUCUCUGAACUCUCUGUGAGACACAAUCACAAAUACUGGGCUCAGGUAUUUUUCUUUUCUUCCAAAGUUAUAUUAUUGUUGACAUGUUUAGUUCUCAUUACGUAUAUAAAAACGCUGCCGCUGGACCGUUUAAAAAUUUUACUUUUUGUUUUCCAAAAAAAAGAUUUAAAGAAACAUUCUGCAGCGUUUGAUUCAUCGACGGUUGUUUGAGAGGAAAAGUUCCCAGUGUUGUCCGAGCUGCUCGAUUCUGUGAAGGUUGAGCUGUACCUCCUUUUUUUUUUUUUAUGCUCGAAAGGCGACGUUCGUGAACGUUUUAUAUGCAAUAUCAGCAUUUCAAUGCAACAUUUGCCGUGAAUGGGAGCCGUUGCUUAUGGGCCUAAACUAUGUGAAUGUCUUGUUUGUGUUUUUGUUUUCCCAAUAUAUAUCAAUAAAGUAGUUUUGAAGUUUA